AUAACCGAUGGAAUAUUAAUGGUAUAGUUGUGAACAAGAGAAGAGAGAAAACAUCCCUCGGAAAAAGAAAUUGAGCUGAACAAGGAAAAGCAAUGCCGGUGAGAGUGGUGGAUACCUCCGCCCCUUCUCAGGUUUCUGAAGGUGCAAAUUCUGGACAAACGUCACCACAAGCUUGUACCCUUUUGAGUGUUGGACAGACAUUCUCGGGUACUCAGAAUGUUUCGGGUCUGCAAAAAGAUGAAGCAUGGAGGGUAAAUGUUUGUAUACAAGGAUGUGACCUUGAACAUGGUUAUCUAUGUGGUACCAUGGAAGCUCUUAAUGUUCCCAUGGCAGAUACACCAGUAGUAACCUUCUGGGAAGGAGAAAUUGUUGACACCAAGAAUUAUACUUUCUUCACUGGCAAAUGGGAAGCAACGCCAGAGGAUGAUAUAAGGCACUGGACCAAGUUUUCUUCUUUUAAUUCUUUACUUAGCCAAGUGGAGGUUGAUGGAGGCAAGUCUUUGGACUUGAGUAACUAUCCAUACAUAUUCAUGAGAUGGAAAGAACAGUACUUUGUGAAUGUUGGGACAGACUGUGGGUUAACUAUAGCUGGCUUUUACUAUGUUUGCUUCUCUUGUAGUGAUGGCUCCAUUAAUGGAUUCUACUAUGAUCCUAAUAGCAGCCCAUUCCAGAAGCUGGAGCUGAAAUCUACUAAUGAGGGAAGAUCAGGUUUCAGUUUCUCUUCAUACGAGUUACGAUGAGAGAUAGAAGAAGAAGAAGAAGAAGAUUAAGUUUUUAGUGUUUGGGGAAACUAAGGAGAUCACACGGUUUCUCACUUUCUUGGUGUACAUGUUUCAUUACAACUUAGGAAAAGUUGUUGGCUUUCAGCUACUCCAGUUAUAGUUGUAUCAGAUUUAUUGUAGCAGAGCCGAUGAUCAAACUUCACUGUGUAGCUUUCUCUCUUCAUGUAUAUGUUAAAGUUUAGUUUUAAAGAAUACUCAAGCUUGGAUUUUUAUUUAUAUAUACUUGUCCAGAGAUUACCAACUCUAUCAAUGUCAUGAAAUAUAUAUGAAGAAAAAAUUUCUUCUGAUCUA
Molecule: messenger RNA, 1073 nt
Organism: Humulus lupulus (European hop)
Lineage: Eukaryota; Viridiplantae; Streptophyta; Magnoliopsida; Rosales; Cannabaceae
Exons: 8
Coding region: 93-740 (215 amino acids)
Biological process (GO): protein catabolic process in the vacuole; proteasome-mediated ubiquitin-dependent protein catabolic process; protein targeting to vacuole
Cellular component (GO): GID complex; extrinsic component of membrane
Source: RefSeq, a predicted model, not a curated record